Colletotrichum costaricense is the source of this 1347-nucleotide messenger RNA. RefSeq lists its product as uncharacterized. The record is from RefSeq and is a predicted model, not a curated record. Bases 1 to 1347 code for a protein of 448 amino acids. Gene Ontology annotation, molecular function: pyridoxal phosphate binding; identical protein binding; L-ornithine transaminase activity. The transcript has 5 exons. Lineage: Eukaryota; Fungi; Ascomycota; Sordariomycetes; Glomerellales; Glomerellaceae. Gene Ontology annotation, cellular component: cytoplasm.
AUGUUAGAGAGUAUCACUACAACCAAAAUUUCCCUCCCCCUGCCGGCAUCUGGCCGUGCACUGAACGAGAUAAACAAGACUUACAGCGUCGGAGGGAUCAACUCUUUGCCAGUGUACCUGGUGUCUGGGCAAGGUUCCCGGGUUCGCGAUUCCGAUGGGCGCGAGCUGAUUGACUUCAUCUGUGGAUUCAGCGCCAGCAACCUUGGGCAAUGUCAUCCGAGGCUUCUUGAAGCGCAAGUCAACUCAGCCAAGAAAAUAACACUCGCCAACAUUGCUGGCCAAGCAGAAGGAUGGCCUCGUUUAGCCAAACGGUUGUGUGAUAAGUUUGGCUAUGACAAGGUGUUGGCCAUGACGUCGGGCUCUGAAGCUACAGAUACGGCUUGCAAGUUGGCGCGUGGAUGGGGAGUCGACAUCAAGAAAAUCGACCCCAGGGAGGUUCUUGUCCUCGGAACGUCGGACAACUACCACGGUACGCUUUCUGGAGUGUGGCCUCUCAUGGAGCCGGAGGCCGGCUGGGAAGAAUUCGCGACAUUCAGCAAAAAUAUGACCAACAUCAACCCUCAAACAGGAAAGGUUCUUCGCUACCUUCAUGUCGAAGACUAUGCAGAGAUAUUUGAGCAGAUGCAUGAGCGUAUCGCUGCCGUCAUCAUGGAGCCACUUCAUGGACUUGCCAGGCGAGAAGAGAUCGACUUUUGCAUUGGCGUCUGGAAGCUAUGCAAGCAGUACAAUAUUCUCUUCAUCGCAGACGAAGUCCGGAUGGGAUCCUGCAAGACUGGCAGGUUCUUGAGUUCUGACUGGAUGGGGCCCGAGCACAAACCAGAUAUGGUGACCAUGGGCAAGUCCAUCUCCGGAGGUGUCUGGCCAACCUCAUUUGUGCUUGGCCCCGAUGAAGUCAUGAACAAAAUGAAGCCAUACCACUCAGUUAGCACGUUCUCAAUGUCUUCGAUGGCCGUCACAGGUGUGACCACCGCAUUGGAUAUCUACGAGGAGGAGAACCUACAGCAGCGGGCCCGAGACAUCCAUGCCAAAUGGAGCGCGGAAACAUCGACAUGGAAUUUCCCCUGGCUGCGAUACUGUCCAGCUUUCGGCGCGGACUUGAAUAUCUUGCUGGACACAGAGUACGAAAGUAAACCGGCGAACAUUACUCCCCGCCGGUUUUCAUUGCUGUGCGCUAGCGAAGGUCUACUUGUCUUUCCUGGCCCUAAUGGCCGCAUUCGUUUGGGAGUCGCGUUGACUAUUCCCGAAGAAGAUCUCUUCCAAGGCUUCAAGAUUCUAAAGAAAGCGUUAGAAGAGUUGCCACGGUACGGCGAGAUUGAAGGUUCUGAAGAAACCAUGGGUGCUUUCUGA